ACACAAAGCCCCGCCCAUUCGACGUUUGGGCGGUUACCAGGCCGGCCCCAGUGCGCAGGCGCGGGAAAGUUGAACUUCGAAGAAAAGUUUAUAGAAAUUGAGUGAAAGCGUGGGUACUGGCACGACUGAGGCGGAACCCCAAACCAGGUGCCUCCAUGGCAGGCUCUGAGGAGCUGGGGCUCCGAGAGGACACGCUGAGGGUUCUGGCCGCUUUCCUUAGGCGAGGUGAAGCGGCUGGGUCCCCUGUCCCUACUCCACCGCGGAGCCCUGACCAAGAAGAGCCAACAGAUUUCCUGAGCCGCCUCCGAAGAUGCCUCCCAUGUCCCCUGGGGAGAGGAGCCCCUCCCCCGGAGUCCUCUCGGCCCAGCUUCCUGCCCCUCCGCCCCUGCUAUGCUUCCGAGCCUGGUCCAGCCACUUCAGACUUCUAUGCCCUGGUUGCCCAGCGCCUGGAACAGUUGGUCCAAGAGCAACUGAAAUCUCCGCCCAGCCCAGAGUUCCAGGGACCCCCACUCACGGAGAAGGAAGCCCUGCUGAGGAGGCUGGUAGCCUUGCUGGAGGAGGAGGCAGAAGUUAUCAACCAAAAGCUGGCAUCAGACCCCGCUCUACACCGCAAACUGGCCCGCCUGUCAGCCGGCUCUUUCGCCCGCCUUGUGGAACUCUUCUCCAGCCGGGAAGGCAGCUCUUCCUCAAGCUGUACAAGCCCUUCGCUGCCAUGUCCAGGGCCCCCACCGCCAUCCCCAGAACCACUGGCCCGCCUGGCCCUGGCCAUGGAGCUGAGCCGGCGUGUGGCCGGGCUGGGGGGAACCCUGGCCAGCCUCAGCGUGGAACAUGUACACAGCUUUGUGCCCUGGAUCCAGGCCCAUGGGGGCUGGGCAGGCAUCCUGGCCGGCUCGCCUGUGGACUUGAACUUACCCUUGGACUGAGCACUGCCCCUGAACCGGCUGCAGGACUGACUGCAGGCUCUGAGGACACUCUUCCUUCAAGGCUGUGGGAUUUGGCUGCCCUGCCAUUGUUUUUCUUUUUUUGCCAAAAAGACUUUUUAGGAAUGUCUCCAUAUUAAAUGCUUUGUUCAACUAGAGCACUAAAGUGUG
Molecule: messenger RNA, 1091 nt
Organism: Acomys russatus (golden spiny mouse)
Lineage: Eukaryota; Metazoa; Chordata; Mammalia; Rodentia; Muridae
Gene: Bcl2l12
Product: BCL2 like 12
Exons: 7
Coding region: 156-923 (255 amino acids)
Biological process (GO): regulation of apoptotic process
Source: RefSeq, a predicted model, not a curated record